UACAAGCAGGGUUUGAAUUUAGCCGGGCCGAUCAGAAUUCCAAGAAGGAAAUAAUAUUUGAAACAAAUAUUCAUUUGAAAUAUAUAUACAGUAUAUAUAUAUAGUGCACAAGAAGACCAGGAAUGUGCAAAAGGUGAAUGGGGUUGCAUGUUGACUUUAAAACAUACUGUAACUGUAUCUAUGACUUUAAAGAUGCUUGCGGGGAAAAGGUGGAAUUAAUUUUUGGGUGAAUCUUCAAAAAAACCUGAAAAAGUCAGAAAAACACUAAAUGGACCUUUUUUUGUAUAAUUCGGCAAUAUUUUGUGAGGUUUAAUCACAUUGGUGUUUUCACAGGUGGUAGCACUUCAAUAAUCAAAACAUACACCUCCUAAUGAAGAUAUUUUGUAUUAUAAUGUUUUCAUUACACCUAACCAAUGAAACAAACAGCACUCUUGGUUAAAGCUAAAUGUAAUAUUUCUACUACAGCAGUACAUACUAGUCAUUUUGCUUUGGGACAUAUUUCCAAGUGGAAAAAUUCUAAAUCAUAAGAGCUUUAUUGCCAAGUGUUCUUGCACACACAAGGAAUUUUCUUUGGUGUUGAAAGCUUCUUGUACAGACAUUCAACACAAUGACAAUACAAUAUAAUACGAUUUACAGUCUAAAAGAUUCUAAAUAAACUAUAAUUGUGCAUGCUCUGGGGGUUAAAUAACAUGUUCUUUGUCACUUAAUUCUCAAGUAACUCUCUUGAACUAAUAUUUCAGCUGUUUUCAGCAUUUUGCUGCAACACGCAAACUGUGCAAAAUGGCAGCGUUUGCAAAAUGCUUUAAAACAAAUAGGAAGUAAAUCAGCUGUGCUGGCAAGUACCACGACCUUAAAUAAAGAAAUAAAUUCAGUUUGGACAGAAAGAAAACAAAGGAUAUUUUUGUGACAUUAAGAAAACUGUAAAACCGUUGAAAAAGAAAAACUGAUGUAAUCUGUAAAUCGCUUUGGAUAAAAGCGUCCUGCUAAAUUACUAAAUGUAAAUGUAAAAAAGUAGAAUGUGUUUUUCUUGUCAGGCCAGCCAAGCUUGAUAUCACAUACUGUCCGUCCAGUGUACUUUAUUUUACUACUAUUUUGUGUCCCAUGUAGCCAGCGUUGAACAUUUGUGUAUGACUGAAUAUUUUCAGAAGGUUGAGGUGAAGGACCUCACGUUGUACUGAGAUGUUUCUAUUCACAAGCUUAAACAAUCUUUGAGGAACUGAAAGAAAUCUUAGGAGGGGCCCAUUAAAUUUAGCUAAGUGGUUUAUGAUGAUCUAUCCGAAGGGUGUCGCCUAAAACUGCAUAUAAAACCAUAAACGGUUAUUUUGGAGCAUAAAGAGGACAAGACACAGAUACUCAAGAACAGAAUGACGGAUGAAAUGGCGAUUUUUGCUGACUGGAUGUCUAACCUGAAUGAGAAAUUCACCGAAAUCCCUUUGAGCCAACUCGCUAUUCCAGGGAGUCAUGAUGCCAUGGCAUACAGCUUAGAUGUGGAUUCUUCAGUGUUGGAACCAAAAAAAUUGAAGUCCUUGGACAAAAUGUUUAGCUGUUGCUUAAGGCCUAUUGUGAAAAAAUGGGGCACUGCUCAGGACAAGACCGUCUCUGAGCAACUUGAGGCUGGUGUGCGAUACUUUGAUCUGAGGGUCGCUGGGAAGUCCGAAUCCAGUGAUUUAUUCUUCUACCAUGGACUAUAUACAAUAAUGACAGUCAAGGAGGGAAUGACUGAAUUGGCGACAUGGUUAAGACAGCACACAAAGGAGGUGGUGAUACUUGCUUUCUCACAUUUUAAAGAAAUGUCAGACAGUCAACACAGUGACCUGACCGGCUUUCUUAAAGAGCACUUUAAAACCAAACUCUGCCCCAAGACUCCAAUGCCCUCGCUCAAGGCCUGCUGGGGAAAUGGCUAUCAGGUUGUCCUCUCUUAUGACAAAAGUGGCGUCAAUGAUGAUCCAUUCCUGUGGCCUCGAAUCGAGUACUGGUGGGCUGAAAACUCAGACCCCAAAGAAGUCAUUUCAUACCUCAAUAACCAAAAACUACAGGGCAGACCAGAAGGAUUUUUUGUCGCUGGUCUUAACCUGACUUUUGAUGGGAAUGACAUGCUCCUGUACCUUAUGAAGUCUUUGAAAGAGAAGACCAUGUCUGCUUACCCUCUGUUGCUUGACUGGGUAAAGGAGCAACAUCCGGGUUCUGAUAGAGAAAACAUCAACAUUAUUGCUGGAGAUUUUGUUGGGGUGAACAGCUUCGUUCAGGAUGUCAUUCGGCUCAACAGUGCUGACAAUAGUUCAUGAAAAUCCAACUGACUAACACUGUCCAAAUAAAAAGAAUUAAAAUAUAGCUAUUUAGCACACGUUACUAGACUGCAUUCAUUGUUUGCAUUAUUAGAUUUAUUCUGGUUAGUUCAGUGUUUCUCAACCGGGAGGACAUGAUCCAUUACAGCCUCAACAAACGUCCAAAUAAAAUGAAACACAACAAGCAUUAAAGUGAUAGUUCACCCAAAAAUGAACAUUCUUUCAUCAUUUACUCACCCUCUUGUCAUUUCAAAACUUUAUGACUUUCUAUCUUUUGCAGAACACAUAAGAAGAUAUUUUGAAGAAAGUUGGUAACCGAACAGCACUGGAUCCCAUUCACUUCUAUUGUAUGGACACAAAACCAAUGGAAGUAAAUGGGGUCCAGUUAACUUUUUUUUAAAUAUCUUCUUUUGUGUUCUGCGGAAGAAAGUAAGUCAUACAGGUUUGAAAUGACAAAAGGGGGAGUAAAUGAUUUUUGGGUGAACUAUCCCUUUAAAACAAUUUCGUAAUGUCAUUUUUAUAGCAAAUAUACAUCUUUUAACUUGCCAAGCUCUUAAAUAUUUUAAUCAAUGAGUUGUAGAGAUCCACUGUUUUGGACAGCCCGAACAAUUUAUAAUGGUUGUCACAAGGUUUUGUCAAAAUGCUUAGUUUAAAAAGUUAUUUAACUGUAAAAGUGUACAAGAAACCUUUAAAACUGUUUCAGACAUUUUUUAUUCCUUUAUCAUUUUAGUGGUAGCUGAUACCAGUUAAUUGAAGGCAGUUUAACUGUAUUUUGAGGGACACAUUGGUGGUUACUAUGGUUAACUCUUGUGAACUGUUUUACUUACUUCUCAAAUGGCAAACGUCUUGGAACUGAAAUAAACUUUAUUACA
Molecule: messenger RNA, 3157 nt
Organism: Triplophysa rosa
Lineage: Eukaryota; Metazoa; Chordata; Actinopteri; Cypriniformes; Nemacheilidae
Product: PI-PLC X domain-containing protein 1-like
Exons: 7
Coding region: 1365-2285 (306 amino acids)
Biological process (GO): lipid metabolic process
Molecular function (GO): phosphoric diester hydrolase activity
Source: RefSeq, a predicted model, not a curated record